AGAUUCGUGACAGUCUCCGCCUCUCACGGAUUAUCACCGGGAAAAUCGACACUAUAUUGAUACUUUUAGUACGAAAAAAAUUAUUUAAACAAUAUUCAUGAACUGUUUAAGAUAAGAUUUAUAUAUUUUAUAUAAAAUAUUUAAUUUUAAGAUUUAUUUAGAUAAAAGUAUUGUAUUAUCAAACUCAUCAAAAAGAUGAGUUCUUCAAUUUCAAUAAGUAAUACUGGUCCUAUGACUAGUACUACAGGAAUGGAAACAAUAGUGGCUGUGGCACUUGGUGCACUAGCUGCUGUUUUCUUUGGUGCAUUUUUAGUUUUGCUUGUCAUUUGUAAAAGACAAAGAUGUUACUAUAAUCAAAAAGAUUCUCCAGAUUUAAACUCAGAUUUAUUAGAAGGAGAACAUUUUUCUGGUUUAGAUGCUUGGGAAAGUGAGGAAUGGUUAGCUGGUGCAGAGAGAUGGGUUGAUGAUGCUACGGGUUUAGCUCCACUGUGCAUUGAUGUAUUGAGAUCUUGUCAUACUUUGGCUUCUAAUCUCACUGCUAUUGCAGGAACAGUAAAUAGUAAUACUAUUCCAUUGGAAAUCGUGGAUGUUGCCAGACGUAUUCCAUCUCGUGUUGAUGAUGUAGUUAGAAGUUUGUAUCCAUUACUAGAUGCAAGAUUAUUAGAAGCCAGAGUAGCAGCAUUAGUAUUAGCUGUUACACAUUUGGCAUUGGUAACUAAGCACGGAGUCUCCAAAAAUCAUGCUAGGAAGUUAGCUUUUAUUGAUCAAGCUUUGAAUGAUAUGGAUUCUCAUUUAUCAAUCUUGAGAAAUGCUGCAUUAGCACAAGAAGUGGCUUGUUCUAUUCCAACUUCAGCACCAGUUUAAUUUUCAAUUUCUAUGAGAAUUUUCAUCAAUUUUUCAAUUUUCACAAUUUGUUUAUAAUUUUUAUAUUUCAUGGUUUUAGGUUUUAUAAUAGAUUUACUAAGUAUUGCGUGAAAUUAAAAAACACGCAGUAUUAAAAAAUAUUCGAUCGAGUAUUUCUUUUUCUUUUUUUAUUAUGUCAAGAUCCAAAACCUAAUAAUGCAAUUUCGAUUUUUCUAGCAACAAUAUUUAGUGUAUUACAUUUCAUGUAAUUAUAAUUAUUACAAAAAUGCAUAUAUACUUUCGUGAAAUAAUAUAUUAAAAAAUAUUGUAAGAUAUAUGAAACAUACGGAUGAUUCACGCAAUUAAGCUAAACAUAACUCUGAAAUAAUAUCACAUUAUUAUUAAAAAUUUUAUAAUAAAAUUAAAAUUGAAAUAUUUU
Messenger RNA from Apis laboriosa (Himalayan honeybee), 1282 nucleotides. RefSeq names its product transmembrane protein 98-like (gene Tmem98). Gene Ontology annotation, cellular component: endoplasmic reticulum. The transcript is spliced from 4 exons. NCBI's taxonomy places the organism in Eukaryota, Metazoa, Arthropoda, Insecta, Hymenoptera, Apidae. The record is from RefSeq and is a predicted model, not a curated record. The coding region runs from base 196 to 864 and encodes 222 amino acids.